AUGGCGUUUUCAUUCUCUAGAAAACCCUCUUCGAGAUACAGCACCUACGAUUCACGUUCUUCAACUUCCUCUCACUUUUCAGAUCCAUCUUCAUCCCAUGAGUUCAACAAUGUAAACCCAAAAUCAUACUCUUCAUCUCGUGCCAUGGUGAAAGCUAAACCUUCUCAUGUAACGCCAACCACAAAAGUGGAUCCUACGGUAACCACUAUGGUUAAAAAGUUCAUGGCGAAUAAGCCCAAAUCAGUGAACCCUGCCUCUACCAAGUUGUUCAUUCCUUCUGAUGUUAUUGCUAAGGAUUUGAAGGAUGCUAAAAGGGUCACUGGUUUUUCUGCGUUGCAGAAGAAAUUGUUCGGGAAGAGUGGAUCGUGUGAGAAGAAAGAGAAGGUGAAGGCUUUGACUGAAGUGAAGGGGAACACUAGGACUCUUGCUAUGGUUCUGAGGAGUGAGAGGGAGCUUCUGAGUAUCAAUAAGGAACAAGAGGAUGAGAUUUCGAGGCUUAAGCUCGUGAUUGAAAACAAGAAUAAAGAGGUAGAGAAGUUGAAGGAUUUGUGCUUGAACCAAAGAGAAGAAAUCAAGUCAUUGAAGAACAGUAUUUUGUUCCCAGAGGUAAUGAAUUCUCAACUUCAGGAACUUGUAGAGAAGCAAGGCUCAGAGCUGAAAGAAGCAAAACAGGUCAUUCCAUCUCUACAACAGCAGGUUUCUUCUCUAACUGGUCAGCUUCAAAGCCUCGCCGAAGAUCUUGCAGAGGUCAAGGCUGAUAAGUAUUCGGCGAAAACAGGCUUCCAAGGUUACGGAAGCUCUCCAAGAACACCGCCACGACAUGGCAGGGAAGAUGCCUCAAACUCUUGGACACCGCCGCCACAUGGCAGGGAAGAUGCCUCAAACUCUUGGGAUUUUAGCUCCGAGGACAUGGCGGAUGAUCUAUUACUCAAAGAUCUUAAUCCAUGCUUAACACCUUACAAUGCCAACAAGUCAAGAUCCAGGGAAUCACUGCAGGAUGAUAGCUUAUCUGAGGAUGAUGUCAAAGUAUAUCCUGAGUUGCUUGACGAUUUUAACUCUUAUGAUCGGAAAUUUUCAAAAAGUUCUGACUGUUACCACCAUAACACCGCCAAAAUCAGCAAACUAGGAGUUACAGCCAAACCAAGUCGAAGAUCUGACGACAGCAAAACAGCUUGGAGGUAG
Lathyrus sativus (Indian pea) is the source of this 1182-nucleotide messenger RNA. The record is from the annotation of a GenBank genome assembly. NCBI's taxonomy places the organism in Eukaryota, Viridiplantae, Streptophyta, Magnoliopsida, Fabales, Fabaceae.